Molecule: messenger RNA, 570 nt
Organism: Arachis ipaensis
Lineage: Eukaryota; Viridiplantae; Streptophyta; Magnoliopsida; Fabales; Fabaceae
Source: RefSeq, a predicted model, not a curated record
AUGAAGAAUUUCAAGGAGGAAGUGAUAUCCAACAUGCAGAACCAGGAGGCCGCCAUCAGGAAGCUUGAGACACAAGUAGACUACUUAUCAAAGCAAAUUUCAACCCCCAAUCCUCACAGGGGUACCAUGGCAAACCAAAAGGAGGAGUGCAAGGAAAUUACACUCCAAAGUGGAAUGGAAUUGAAAGACACCUCAAAGAAAACUCAAGAGAAGAACGCGGCAGGAGAUCUAAGUGACAAAGAAGAGAGACUUCAGAUUAACAUUCCCUUUCCUGAAGCAUUAGAGCAAAUGCCACUCUAUGCUAAGUUUCUGAAAGAAUUAAUGACCAAGAAGAGAAGUUGGAGGAAUGAUGAAACUGUGGUGUUAACUGAGAAAUGUAGUGCCAUCAUUCAGCACAAACUGCCUCAAAAAUUAAAGGACCCAGGAAGCUUCCAAAUUCCUUGCAUCAUAGGGGAAAUCACAGUUGAAAAAGCCUUAUGUGAUUUGGGAGCUAGUGCAAAUUUGAUGUCCUUAGCAGUGCUGAAAAGAAUGAAGAUUGAGGAAGCCAAACCAACAAGAAUGGCUCUCUAA